Messenger RNA from Panicum virgatum (switchgrass), 1700 nucleotides. RefSeq names its product zinc finger MYM-type protein 1-like. The coding region runs from base 10 to 1320 and encodes 436 amino acids. The transcript is spliced from 4 exons. The record is from RefSeq and is a predicted model, not a curated record. NCBI's taxonomy places the organism in Eukaryota, Viridiplantae, Streptophyta, Magnoliopsida, Poales, Poaceae.
AAGACAAAUAUGGGUAGAAAAUUAGUUCAAAUUAGCAAGGAGGAAGAAAAACGUUAUGAGAUUCGAUUGACAGCUUCCUUAGGUGUUGCAAGAUUUCUCAUAAUGCAAGGGGAUGCUUUCCGUGGACAUGAUGAGUCUUCUACUUCCCUUAACAAGGGUACAUACAGAGAAAUGAUUGAUUGGUACAAAGAUAAGGUUGAGAUAGUGAAGGAGGCAUAUGAAAAAGGUUCUAAAAAUUGUCAAAUGUUAUCUCCUGAUAUACAGAAGGAUCUUACAAAAGCUUGUGCAGAAGAAGUCACGAGUGUCAUCAUGGAUGAGAUUCGGGGUAAAAAAUUCUCAGUGCUUAUUGAUGAGUCUCGAGAUGUAUCAAUAAAGGAGCAAAUGGCAGUGAUUCUAAGGUUUGUGAAUGAUGAAGGGAAAGUGAUGGAGAGAUUUCUUGGACUUCAGCAUGUUCAGAGUUGCACAGCUAUUGCAUUGAAAGAAGCUUUGGUCCGUAUGCUUUCAAGUCAUAAUUUGUCAAUCUCUAUGCUUCGUGGGCAAGGGUAUGAUGGAGCUUCUAAUAUGAGAGGUGAAUUUAAUGGGGUGCAGAAGUUGAUUCGUGAUGAGAAUCCUUAUGCUUUCUAUGUGCAUUGUUUUGCCCAUCAAUUGCAACUAGUGGUUGUUACUGUUUCAACAUCUAGUGCAGAUAUUGCAGAUUUCUUUAACUAUGUUCCUUUAAUAGUCAACAAUGUGGGUGCAUCUUGUAUGAGAAAGAAUGCUUUACUUGCAAAGCAUCAUGAUGUGUUGCUAGAAAAGAUUGAGAAUGGUGAGAUUAUGACCGGAAGAGGUUUAAACCAGGAAAGUAGCCUAGCUAGGCCUGGAGAUACUAGAUGGGGUUCACAUCUUAAAACUUUGCUUCGCAUUUUGGUGAUGUGGGAGGCUAUCAUAGAUGUCCUUGAGAUAGUGAAGAAAGAUUCUAUUAAACCAGCAUGUAAUGGUGGAGCUUUAGGUUUAAUUGGAAAAAUGGAGAGCUUUGAUUUUGUGUUCAUCUUGCAUUUGAUGAUAGAAUUAUUGAGCAUGACAGAUAUUUUGUCACGUGCUUUGCAAAGGAAAGAUCAAGACAUAGUUGAAGCAAUGCAUUUGAUAAUGGAUGUGAAAGAUGGCUUGCAGGAUAUGAGGGAAAAUGGAUGGGAACCAUUACUCAAAAAAGUGAAAACUUUCUGUGAGAGGAAUGAGAUUGAAGUGCCAGAUAUGGAUGAUGAAAUAAAUGUUAGAGGGACAUCUAGACGUAGAAAGCAAAAGCUUCAGUUGAGAGGAUAUUUUCAGCCAUGUCCAUUAUAAAGACAGAUUUGCGUAGUAAAAUGGGUGAUGAAUGGCUCAAUGACUUGAUGAUAUGCUAUAACGAGAAGGAGAUAUUUAGAAAGAUUUGUAAUGAAAAGAUCAAAAAGAGGUUUGAAGAGAUGAAGAAACGUCGUAUGUUAUUGCCUAAAAAAUUAAUGAUUGCUUCUUCGGAUGAAUAAUGGGUGUCACCGUCGGGCGGCGUCUAUUAGUUUCGUAAUUUGGCUUUUCGGUAUGGAUAAACCGCAUUCUUUAAUUUUCAUGCUGUAUUUUGUGUUUUUUAUUGUCCAUCAAUGUUUUAAUAUAAGACUACUUCAAACUAUUAUAUUUGUCUUUCGUGAGGUGUCGUAGUGGUGCUAUGUCGUUGUGGCAUUUUUUUCUCA